CUAUGCCCAAAUCAGUCCCGUCUGAAAAUGGCGGAGUAUAUACAUGUCGUUCGAAGGGCUUUGGGACAGUUAGGAGGUCACGGUGGUGUGAAAGGCUUAUUUGUUCAGUUAUUCAGGGCAAAUGAUGUGAAAACGGGAGCGCUGAUUGGCGUGGACAAGUAUGGAAACAAGUACUUUGAGGACACACGCUACUUUUUUGGUCGUCACCGCUGGGUGAUUUACACUACAGAGAUGAAUGGAAAGAACACCAUGUGGGAGGUGGAUGGCAGCAUGGUGCCCGCUGAAUGGCAUCGCUGGCUGCACUGUAUGACAGACAACCCCCCCACCACACACCCCCCUACGCCCAAGAAGUUCCUGGCGGAGGUCCACCAGUUCAACGUGAGUGGUUCGGCCCAAGCAUACGUGCCCUACUCCACCACCCGCAAGAAGAUCCACGAGUGGGUGCCCCCCAAGGCUCAGUGACCCAGCUGUGACCCGACCUGACUUUCAACCUCUGACCCGUGACCUUGUUCUGUAAAUGAUGAGUGUGAUUUCCUGUGUGUGCAUUCACCAGCACAUCUUUGCUUCUAAAUAAAAUCUAAUCUAUAUGGA
Molecule: messenger RNA, 591 nt
Organism: Coregonus clupeaformis (lake whitefish)
Lineage: Eukaryota; Metazoa; Chordata; Actinopteri; Salmoniformes; Salmonidae
Product: NADH dehydrogenase [ubiquinone] 1 alpha subcomplex subunit 12
Exons: 4
Coding region: 28-462 (144 amino acids)
Biological process (GO): mitochondrial respiratory chain complex I assembly; response to oxidative stress
Cellular component (GO): membrane
Source: RefSeq, a predicted model, not a curated record